AUGUCACACGAUGCACACAAUCCUACUGGUACUAGUGCCGAAGAGCAUUUUCCUAAAGUCAGCUACCGAAGAUUGUUUCGUUUCGCCACAAGAAAAGAAAAGGCAUUUUUGUAUCUUGGAAUUGGCUUUUCCAUAUUGGCUGGAAUUCUGACUCCAAUCGUCAACAAAGUAUUUGGAACUUUUGUGCAGACGUUGAUGGAUAGCAAAGCUCAAAAUAAUUGCAUGGACACAAAGAAGUGUGAUUCUCCUGAAGAAGUACGCAUAAAAUUGAAUGAAAUCAUGAUCAACACGAUACUUUUAGUCGCUUGCCAGCUAGUGGUUGGAUAUGCAUUCUGUGUCUGUCUCAAAUGGGUGUCUGACCAUCAGGUAGCAAAACGUAGAGUUCUUCCCACAUUGCAGAAUGGGGCCAAGAUUCAGAGAGCCACGGGAGAAAACUUGGGCAUAUGCUUUUCACUUCUGGUCAGUUCGAUAAUUGCACUGGGAAAUGCUCUUUAUCACGGAUGGUUCUUGACCCUGGUCUCGUUGCUACUUAUGCCACUUUUGGUGUGGGUCACGUACUAUGCAAAUGCCCUAGAGACACGCUGUUCUGAAGAACAGGAUUUAGCGUAUGGGGACGCUGGAACAGUUGCGGCCGAGGCUCUGGGGAAUAUUAAAACCGUGGCGGCCUACAGUGGGGAGCUUGUGGAGCAGGAGCGUUACGAAAAAGAGCUUCGGAAUGCACUCUCUUCCGGAAUUCGACGUGGUCAAGCCAUGGGGAUAAGUGAUGGGCUCACGCUGCUCAUUUUCUACGCCAGCACCGCAUUUACAUUGUGGUUAGGUUCAUUUCUCAUCUUUGAAUAUCGAAGUGGAAAUGCUGCUUGGGGUCAGAGCAGUCCAAAGAAUAUUCUCACCGUGUAUUUAAACUUGGUUAUGGCUGCGUAUGAAUUUGGAGAAGGGAUUUCUUAUUUUGAAAUGUUUGCGGAGGGUCGGAUAGCUGCUGGAGGAUUCCAUCAGGUGAUUGACAAGGUGUCAGAGAUUGACCCCCUUGCUGACCAGGGUCAAAUUCCUGGCGAGGAUCUGAAAGGGAACAUUGAAAUAAAAAAUUUACACUUCUCUUACCCAACCCGUCCAACGGAGGAGGUACUGAAGGGGAUCAACAUCAGUAUAAAAGCUGGCCAAACGAUAGCUUUCGUGGGCCAUAGUGGUUGUGGCAAAUCCACUAUGAUUCAACUGCUUCAAAGAUUCUAUGAUCCUCAGAGGGGACAAAUUUCAUUUGAUGGUCACGACAUCAAAGACCUGAAUGUGGGCUGGUUGCGGAUGCAAAUUGGCGUAGUGAGACAAGAACCGACCAUGUUCAGUGGUUCCAUAUCUGACAACAUUCGGUUAGCAAAACCCUCCGCUACAGAUGCAGAAAUCGAGGCUGUUUGCAAACUAGCGAAUGCUCACGACUUUAUUAUGAAAUUUCCAGAGAAAUAUAACACAAUGUUGGGAGAUCGUGGCGCGUUAAUUAGUGGGGGACAGAAACAACGUCUCGGAAUAGCUCGAGCUAUAAUUAAUAAUCCUCGGAUUGUCAUGCUCGACGAGGCGACUUCCGCCCUGGACAUGGAGAGUGAACGCUCAGUCCAGUCCGCCCUGGAGGCAGCACGCAGGGGUCGGACGAUGGUGGUUGUGGCGCAUCGCUUAUCAACCGUGCAAUCUGCAGAUCUCAUAGUUUUCAUUAAAGAUGGUCAGGUCCUGGAACGCGGAACGCAUCAACAACUUUACGACAAACGUGGAGCAUAUUUUCAACUCCUGCAAACCCAAACUUUCGACAACAAACCACACUCGAGCGUGUCUAAAGGAUCACUUGCGAGUAAAUCAGACUUGGGACUCUCAACAAUAUCGUUAGUACCAACUGAAGGGGACCCCAUCAAAGAUUUUAAGGGAACACCAAGACCUAUCUCGGCACAUAAAAUUUUUAAAAUCUGGAUGCUAAAUUUCCCCGAGUGGAGAUGGUUGUUUCUUGGGGCGAUCGUUUCCCUUUUUCUCGGCUGCGUUCAAAUUAUUCAUGGGGUUUUGUUUGGUAAAGUGAUACGAGUGUGGGGGCUCCCAGAUACGAAAGAAACCAGGACGGCUGCCCACAUGGGCGGUGCAAUGUUCUUGGGAUUAGCGUUUCUCUCUGGAAUUGCUGCUCUCUUGAAAGGAGUCGCAUUUGCCAUGUCGGGAGAAAAACUCACAUUUCGUAUCAGGUCUGGAAUCUUUAAGGCAAUGAUGUUCCAAGACAUCGCGUGGUUUGAAGAGAAACAGAACCAUCUUGGGGCUUUGUGCACUAGACUCAGCGAAGAUGCAGCCUUGGCUCAAGGGGUAACUGGAAUUCGCAUGGGAAAUAUGAUUCAGGGGUUCACGUCAAUCUUCAUUUCUACAAUUUUGGCAUUAUAUUACUCUGUCAAAUUGGGAAUGGUCGGAAUUCUGUUUUUGCUUAUUUUAAACAUUUUGGGCUACUUGGAAGAAAUUUAUUUGGUUGAUGAGGCUGAAGAUGAUCUUGUAAAUGUUGAGAACAGUUCUAUGCUUAUGGCUCAAGCUGUGGGCCAAAUUAGAACAAUCGCCAGUUUGCACAUUGAACAGAAAUUCAUACAAGAUUACACACAAUGUCUUGAGAAUACUAAAAGGGUUAAUUUGAAGCCCCUGCAUAUCAGAGGGUUAGUGAUGGGCAUGUCGCAGUCCUUCACGUGGUUUGCGUACAUUAUUCUCGUAUUUUAUGGAUCUCAAUUAAUGCUGACUGAAGGCAAUUUGACCGUGGCGGACAUCGUGGCGGUGGGUCAAUUUAUCACGUUCGGAACUCAGGUGGUGGCCGAAGCGAUGGCGAGUGCCCCAAAUUAUUACAAGGCAAAAAUUGCAUGUGGUCGCAUUCUCAAACUAAUACAAAUGACGCCAACAAUAAAACGAAAUCAAGGGACCAAGAUUCCCACCAAUAAUAUAAAAGGCAAGCUGGAGUUUUAUCGAGUAAACUUUGCUUAUCCUAGUCGACCUUCGGAAUUGAUAAUAGAAAAUUUUUCAUUUCGUUGUGAGCCUGGCAAACACAUUGCUAUCAUUGGUCCGUCGGGGUGUGGGAAAUCUACUCUGGUCAAAUUGAUUCAACGAUUUUAUGAUCCUACGGGAGGAUUUGUGAAAUUGGAUGAUCAUAAAUUCACAGACCUCGACGUGGACACUGUCCGUAGAUCCAUUGGAAUUGUAUCACAAGAACCCGUCCUUUUUGACAGAUCUAUUGCAGAAAAUAUCGCAUACGGAGAUAAUUUAAGGAUAAUUCCAAUGCAGGAAAUAAUCCAAGCAGCGAAACAAGCCGACAUUCAUGACUUUGUUGACUCCUUGGCUGAUGGGUACAAUACGCGAGUCGGUCAAUUAGAAGGCAUGCUGUCUGGAGGCCAAAAGCAGAGAGUCGCAAUAGCUCGCUCUUUGAUACGGAAACCUAGAAUUUUCCUGAACGAUGAAAGUACUAGCGCUUUAGAUGCCACAACUGAGGAAAUUAUUCAGCACACCUUGGAUUCCGUGUCGAAGGGGAAAACAUGCAUCACUAUUUCUCACCAACCCAACGCCAUUCGAACGGCCGACUGGGUCCUGGUGUUGGACGCCAAAGGGAAGCUAGUCGAGCAAGGGUCGGCUGCCAAACUUCUUAAAAAGUCACAAUUUUUUGCUCAAUUCUCUUCAACAACGAGAUGAUGAAAAGAAAGACUGGUAAAUAAAUCGUAUUUUAGUGCAUCCAACCCGUCUUUAUAAUUAUUUUAUUACACCUGAAAAUUUUGAGAGAUGAGGUAGGAUUUUUAUGUAUAUUUACAUAUUUAUAGAAAGUGCGUUCAACACAGAAUUAUUGCAGUAAUUUAUUAACAAGCUAAUCCUAA
Molecule: messenger RNA, 3854 nt
Organism: Folsomia candida
Lineage: Eukaryota; Metazoa; Arthropoda; Collembola; Entomobryomorpha; Isotomidae
Product: ATP-dependent translocase ABCB1
Exons: 18
Coding region: 1-3675 (1224 amino acids)
Biological process (GO): transmembrane transport
Cellular component (GO): membrane
Molecular function (GO): ATP hydrolysis activity; ATP binding; ABC-type transporter activity
Source: RefSeq, a predicted model, not a curated record